Mercenaria mercenaria is the source of this 781-nucleotide messenger RNA. RefSeq lists its product as uncharacterized. Bases 1 to 390 code for a protein of 129 amino acids. The record is from RefSeq and is a predicted model, not a curated record. NCBI's taxonomy places the organism in Eukaryota, Metazoa, Mollusca, Bivalvia, Venerida, Veneridae. The transcript has 2 exons.
AUGUUUAUUUGUAAAUUUCAGGGUGUUUACGAUUUCUGUCUAGAUGAAACAAAAGAUUCGCGCCAUAAAAAGAACAAAGAGGACAGGACACCAGAGGAACUGACUGAGACGUACCUACAUCAUAAACUGCCACCAUCAUUCCAUAGGGACCAUGUGACAAAUCCAGUUAGGUCGUUCGUACAUCGUUGUGUAGGAUGUUUACAUCAAAUGUGCUUAUUGAAACAUUCCCCUCUUUAUAUUUACUGGAUCCCAAAGGGAGAGGUCAUUGAUAAACAAAAGUUUGACAUAGAACGUGGUAAAGACGGACCUGUAUGUGACUGGACAGUGUGGCCAGCAGUAGUGCAUACUGAUGGAACAGUAUUGAAGAAAGGGAUGGUCAUUUCGGUUUAAUAAAGUUAUAAAAUUUUCAGAGUGAUUAGUUUUAUGAUCAAAUUUCAGUCCAAGUUUAUGCAGUCUGCAGUUCAAUCUAAUACACAGCAAUGAAUGAAUAGAAUAGGAGACUUAUUGCUCUUCAUUAAUGUCGUAUCGUCGUACUACUGCGCGAAGGUAAUGUUGAACUUUCGAUCACGACAGCAUGACAACACGAUUUGAUAACACGGUAACACGAUCCGAUAGCACGACAUCAUAAAUGCGACAGCAUGUACGAUAUUACGAUAAGAGGACGCGAUAAAAAUGCCUUGCUAUCGUAUCAUGUUGUUGCGCUAUUGCAUCGUUUUAUUGUUCUGUGUCAUCAUGUAAUCAUAUUGUCGCACCAUGUUAUCGUAGUACAGUCAACUCGAAA